Musa acuminata AAA Group (dessert banana) is the source of this 2431-nucleotide messenger RNA. RefSeq names its product probable leucine-rich repeat receptor-like protein kinase At1g68400. Gene Ontology annotation, molecular function: protein kinase activity; ATP binding; protein binding. The record is from RefSeq and is a predicted model, not a curated record. The coding region runs from base 303 to 2357 and encodes 684 amino acids. Lineage: Eukaryota; Viridiplantae; Streptophyta; Magnoliopsida; Zingiberales; Musaceae. The transcript is spliced from 2 exons. Gene Ontology annotation, biological process: protein phosphorylation.
UCUUUUGACCAUAAAGUUAUAUGGAGGAGGAAGUAAAUAAACAUGACCGAGGCAACGGCUUCACUCUAUGACUACAAAAGCACACCUCCCAAAGUAGCGUAGGUCCCCUUUCCUCAUUUCACCCGUUCAAAACAAAGGAAACGCAAAAAAGUGACGUGAAAGCUUAGAGAGACACUCCCCAGUCCUCGGCACAAAAGAAGCAUUGCCUGUAUUAACUAAAACCUUGGCUUUUCUCAGCUCUCUGUCUUCCUCAGUCUUCCCCUUCCCCUUCCCCUUCCCCGUCCUCCUCUAAGACGAAGGAAAUGGAGGAGAAUGGGCUGCGUUCUACCCCGCGUUUAACUCCAGCCACUCUGCUGCUGCUAUUGCUACUGCUUGUGUACUGUAACUUUUCUUCGGUGGUGUCUUCUUCUACUACUGCUGCUUUGGAAGGGGACCUCAGUGCUCUGCUGGAGUUCAAGGCCGCGUGCGACUCGGGCGGGAGGCUGGCGAGUUGGAACCGGUCCGACCCCUCGCCGUGCGUGUCCUGGCACGGGGUCACCUGUGCCAGGGGCCGGAUCACUCGGCUUGUCCUUGAAGACCUCGACCUCCCCGGCCCUGCCGGCCUCCCGGCCCUCACCCGUCUCGACCAGCUCCGGGUUCUCAGCCUUAAGUCGAACCGCCUCUCUGGGCCCAUCCCCGACCUCUCGCCGCUCUCCGCCCUCAAGCUUCUUUUCCUCGCCCACAACGAGCUCUCCGGACCCAUUCCCCCGUCCGUCGCCUCGCUCACUCGCCUCUACCGACUCGACCUCGGCUCCAACAACCUCACCGGCUCGGUACCGGCCUCGCUGAACCGGUUGUCCCGCCUGCUCACCCUCCGGCUCGACUCAAACCGGCUGUCCGGUCCCAUCUCCGGCCUCGUGCUACCCCGCCUCCAAGACCUCAACCUGUCGUCGAAUCUGCUCUCCGGAGCCGUGCCGCCGUCGCUCGCUGCCUUCCCCGCCGCCGCAUUCGCCGGGAACCCAGCCCUCUGUGGAGGGCCCCUUUCCACCUGCCGCGACGUGGUCAGCAAUCCCAGCCGCCCCUCGGCGAGCGCAGCGACCCCCGUCCCCUCAGCCGCCACGGUCGUAGCCUCCUCCCCGUCCGCCAAGCCCGAGGUCGCUCCUCCUCACCAUGCCGCCGCCGACGCUGGUCGCGGAGGUAUGAACAGGGUGGCCGUGGCGACCAUCGUCGUAGGCGACUCGGCCGUGCUCGUCCUCGUCUCCGGCCUCCUCUUCUGCUGCUUCUGGCGCAAGUUCGCCGGAAGGAGCCCAUCCCGCCUCCACGAGGGGGAAAAGAUAGUCUAUUCCUCCGGUCCCUACGCCGUCCAGGGCAGCGCAGCGGGCGCCACCACCGGGGGCGGAUUCGAGAGGGGAAAGAUGGUGUUCUUCGAAGGAACGAAGCGGUUCGAACUGGAGGACCUCCUCCGGGCCUCGGCGGAGAUGCUGGGGAAGGGCGGUUAUGGGACGGCCUACAGGGCGGUGCUCGAUGACGGCACCGUGGUCGCCGUCAAUCGCCUCCGCGAGGUCCACCUCGGGGGCAAGCGCGAGUUCGAGAGCCAGAUGGAGACACUCGGGCGCUUGCGGCACCCCAACCUUGUCUCACUCAAAGCAUACUACUACGCCCGCGACGAGAAGCUUCUCGUAUACGACUACAUGCCCAAUGGCAGCCUCUUCUUCCUCCUCCAUGGGAACCGAGGGCCGGGGAGGACGCCACUGGACUGGACGACGAGAAUGCGGAUCGCGUCUGGGGCGGCGAGGGGAUUGGCGUUCAUCCACCAGGCGAGCCGCUCGCCGAAGCUGACGCACGGCAACAUCAAGUCCACCAACAUCCUUCUCGACAAGGAGGGCAAUGCACUGCUCGCCGACGCCGGGCUGGCCCUCCUGGGAACGGGCGCCGCGGCGGCCGGGAGGGCCAACUGUUACCGGUCACCCGAGGCACCUGUCGACGGGCGACGACCAUGGGCGUCGCAGCGGGCGGACGUGUACGCCUUCGGGGUGGUGCUGCUGGAGCUGCUGACAGGGAAGCCGGCUGCGAACGGCGGGGCGUCGGCGGUCGACCUACCGCGGUGGGUGCAGUCGGUGGUGCGCGAAGAGUGGACGGCGGAGGUGUUCGACCUGGAGCUGAUGCGGUACAAGGGGAUCGAGGAGGAUAUGGUGGCAAUGCUCCAGAUCGCCAUGAGCUGCAGCGCGAUCGUCCCUGACCAGCGACCAAAGAUGAGCAACGUGUUGAAGAUGAUCGAGGACAUCCGUGGCGGCGGCGGGGGCGGCGGAGACGUCUCGUCCUCUCAUGACUCGUUCGACUCGGUCUCGGACUCGGCUUCUGGAUCCGACGCGGCCUAAUAGCCGUCGGAUGAUGAGUAAUAAAUAAUAGAUGAUCGUGGGUACAUAUAUAAAAUGAAAACCUGGAUUCCAAA